AAUACGCACGAACACACAAUUCACAAUACCAUUAUUGAGAGAAGAGGAGCCCGAGCAGAGACAACGAGUGACAUUUUGCCUUCAAACAAGAAAGAUUUUUGACUACACUGACCUUUAAAUGAAUACAAGAUUAGUAACCGGUUUGUUUUGAUUCUUUAGUUUGUCAGUUUCCUUGGAGAUGAGGAGACGUUUUCGCGCUUGCAACUAGCAUCAAUUAAGACAUACGUUUUCACGACUUGGCCUCAUUACUGCUCAAUGUGUUUACCGGGCGAUGCUACAUACACUUUCUGUGAACGUCUCACAAAAGUGACCGCGAGCAUGAUGAUGAAUGGACAUCUGUCAGAGGAGAUUGUUGGAAGUACAACUCUGUCCGGUUUAUAGGUCAAAUUGUUUUACGGUAGGAAUUCAUGAACUGAUUUGUUUGUUGUAUGGACACGCUAUUUAAGAAAAUGAGUAUUUCCAUCCUCUCUGUAACCUGUUUAAUGGCUUGCAUACUGUCAGUUCAGUGUAGUCUGGGAGCUGAGACUGUGUCUCAGGAGUCUCAGUGUGCUUCUUGUGGACUCGGGCAUCCGGAUGAUUCGGGGCGAAUGGACACAGACUUUCUGGAGGCGGUUAAAAGGCACAUAUUGAACCGACUGCAGAUGAGAGAGAGACCAAAUAUCACUCAUCCCAUUCCCAAAGCUGCCAUGGUAACGGCGCUGCGCAAACUUCACGCGGGUAAAGUUCGGAAGGACGGGAGGUUUGAAAUUCCCAACUUGGAUGGACAUGCUGCCCACAACGAGGUGCAAGAAGAAACGUCGGAAAUAAUCAGUUUCGCCGAGUCAGAUGAUGUGACUGCAUCGAAGUCCAGCCUCUACUUCUUGAUUUCCAAUGAGGGGAAUCAGAACCUCUACGUGUUGCAUGCAAACCUGUGGCUGUACUUCAAGCUGUUGCCAGGUACUCAGGAGAAAGGACUGCGGCAGAAGGUGACAGUGAGAGUGCACUACUGUGAGCCUGGAGGGCAGAACGUGCACUGGCCCAUGAUGGAAAAACGUGUGGAGUUGAAGCGCAGUGGCUGGCACACCUUCCCUGUGUCCGAGGCCGUACGGGAAAUGCUGGCAAAAGGGGGUCGCCGACAGGACCUCGACAUUCACUGCGAUGGCUGCGAGGCUGCCAACGUUCAGCCCAUCCUGGUGGACCCAAACGAUCCCUCACACCGACCCUUCCUGGUGGUCCGCGCCCAGCAGGCAGACGGGAAACACCGUAUCCGAAAGCGGGGCCUGGAGUGUGACGGCACCCAUGGUGGUUUGUGCUGCCGACAGCAGUUUUACAUUGACUUCCGGCUCAUUGGCUGGAACGACUGGAUCAUCGCGCCAGCAGGGUACUAUGGGAACUACUGUGAAGGCAGCUGCCCAGCUUACUUGGCAGGAGUUCCGGGCUCUGCCUCGUCAUUUCACACGGCAGUAGUAAACCAGUACCGCAUGAGAGGCAUGAGUCCUGGUUCAGUCAACUCCUGCUGCAUACCCACCAAACUCAGCACCAUGUCCAUGCUCUACUUUGAUGAUGAAUACAACAUCGUCAAGCGUGACGUGCCGAACAUGAUCGUGGAGGAGUGUGGCUGUGCCUGAAUGGAAAAAUCCACGUUAGGACAUGUUACGAAGGCAGUGACAGUCAUAUUUAUGGUCUUUUUGAACCACAUGCAUAUAGAUUGUGUUAAUAUUUGUGCACUCACAAAGAACAAUCACACACACGUUAGUACAAAAAGGCUUUGGGAUGGUAAGGGAAAGGGAACACCACAAGGUUUUUCUCUAGUUUGCCAUUUCUAGACUUAAAAUAAAUGUCUCAAUACUUUCCUCUCCAACAGCAAAAAGGAGACAACCUGGUAUCACACUUUGACAUAAGUACUUAGAGACUGUUGUACAAGCACUGACAUAUCUCCUACUUCAGAACACCAGCACUUCAACAGCUUGUUUAAGACAAUAUGACAAAUCAUUCCUGCUGAUGUGGAGAUUUCCAAAUCAGUGUCAUCUUUCCAGUCGUUCCCCAGAGGCAUUCCCACAGUAAUGACUCCGGUUGUCUGCGGCAUUGUUAAAUCUGUUGUGAGGCUUCUACUCAAACUGUAAGCACCUCUGGACAAGAUCAUCUUGAAACUAAAACCACUUCUGCCAUUCUGCUAAUAUGUGCACAUCUUGAUUGUAGCAGACUGCAUAACUAGAUCUUGAGGUCUAACCGGUACAGCGCAAACUUCACCGCUUCCUUCAUCUGCACACUUCAGUGGCUGACGCAGCGGUGUGCGUUCCGCGGAGCCGCUUCCAUUCUGUCCAGCUGGUUUACAGGGAGUACAGCACUUGCGAAAACUCUCGAAAUGCACAAUUUAAAGCACUUGCAUUUUGCAAAGCCUUCAAAAGGGUACAUAGAAGUGGACCUACCCUUGCCCAUAGUCCUUUUAAUAUAAAGUGCCGCACGAACUAUGCAAUGUAUAGUAAUCCUGAACUAUGUCAAAAAAAAAAAACAGAAUUCUUCUUUCUGCUUGUCUUUAACUCUUUAUCAAUACUUGAAAUGUGAUCUUUCGCUUGCUUUCCAAAGCGGAUGAUUGUUAUGAUGUUUGCACUGAAAAGUUGCGGGAUUAGUUAAAAGACAAAAAAAACAAAAAACAUCUGCCAUUGAAAAUGAUAUUUUUGUAGUAAAACUGAAUUUUGUGAAAAAUGUAUUGUACCUAAUGAAUUGUACCAAAGAGGCCAAUAUUUUAGCUAUUACAAUAAGGUGGCAAGGCCAUUCCAAUAUUUGUAAAAUAAUUAUUGAUACUUCUCAAGAGGCCUAAUAAUCAGGGUACAACAUUAUGGAUUCCAUUUGUAGCUCUGUCUAAUUUUUUAUACUAUGUACAGAAAACUGAUGAACACAAUCUCUUCCUUGUCUUUAAUUUUCCAGUCUACUAUUUAAUACGAUU
Sinocyclocheilus anshuiensis is the source of this 2926-nucleotide messenger RNA. RefSeq names its product inhibin beta B chain-like. Gene Ontology annotation, molecular function: growth factor activity; cytokine activity. The transcript is spliced from 2 exons. Lineage: Eukaryota; Metazoa; Chordata; Actinopteri; Cypriniformes; Cyprinidae. Gene Ontology annotation, cellular component: extracellular region. The record is from RefSeq and is a predicted model, not a curated record. The coding region runs from base 429 to 1607 and encodes 392 amino acids.